GGGUUGUUGUUGUUGUUGUUGUUGUUUUAAAAAAAUAAAGCUAUUCCAUCUCUCUGAAUGAGAUGGAGGAAAAGAAAUGACAAGAGAAUCACAACUGUGUGAAGAGCUCAUAGGCAGAAUGGCAGGUUGGGAUGUGUUGUGACCCCGGCCCCGGAGGCUGAUUUAUCUUCGCAUGCUGAUUCGGAGGAUGAUAUGGAGGAGGAGGAAGCUGUCACGAGCUAUGUGCCAGAGGGGCCGUCUUCACUGGUGAGUCAGCAAGAACUGACAGUUGCUGAUGUGCCUAUGGACCCCAGCCAAAUUGAGGAGGAAACAGAGGCCGGUAACGACGAGGGGGAGCCCCUAUUGGAUGCAAGAGAGAGACGUAGGAGACGUCGUAGAGAACAGCUAUUGCCACGUCCCAAGAGGUGUGGUCAGGAGACAUAGGGCCACACCCUACAAAGUAUAAAAGGGAUGUGACUGGGCUGGAAAGGCGUGGUGAACAAUUUGUUGGCGUUUUGGAUGCAGUGGAGUUACAGCUGUUAGUUUGGAGUUUUUGACAAGAGUCUGCAUUCCUGCAUUAGCCUGCUGGCCGUCUGCCAAGACCUUUGGAACAUUGCCGGUUGUGGGACUGGAAAAUAUCUUGAUGUCAACCACCUAGUGUAUAAUCUUGGAUGCGAUUAUUGUGGCCCCUUAAUCGAGAUUGCAAGAGAUAAAGGCUGUGAAGUGAUGAUCUGUGAUAACCUACACCUCCCUUUUCGGGAUUUGUGCUUCAACGCCAUCAUCUCCGUGGGAGUGAUUCAUCAUUUCUCCACAAAACAAAGACGAAUCCAGGCAAUCCAAGAAAUGGUCAGGGUGCUAGUACCAGGUGGCCAAAUGAUGAUUUACGUCUGGGCUAUGGAGCAAAAAACCCGACAUUUUGAGAAACAGGAUGUAUUUGUUCCUUGGAACAAAGCCUUGUGUUCCCGUUUGCUUUCAGAAUCCAAUAAACCCAGGCCUAAAACGGAUACUGCACCCCCUAUAGAACCUCAGACGACGCACUCAAAACCCCCGAUGAGUUCAAAAUGCUGCCAGCCUGCUCCCCUUGAUCAGAACCCCCCUCUGAGAUUGGGUAACUGCCUCUCUGGAUCCUGCUGUGUGAAAAUUUCUGAAGACGAAGAAAAAAGAUUUUACGGUGCCCUGGGGAGAUCUUUUCGUUCCUGGUUUUCCUCCCGAUCUCUUGACGAGUCUGCCUUAAGAAAGCAAAACGAAAAGAUGGAACCCUUGAAGGAUGUGGUGGGUUGGACAAGCAACGCCAUUUCUGUUCAGCCCCUCAGGCACUGCAGCGUAGACUUAGGGUGUCACUCAGCACUGCUGGAAGGACGACAGCUAGAUCACUAUGACGACGUGUUUACAAAGUGUGUGGCCUGUAAACAAAUCCAGUGGCUGGCAGCUUCAGGGUCCCUGAGGGAUUUUGACGGGGAGCCGGCUACCUUAGUCCAACACCGCAACGGGGAAACCUCGUUUCUAAGGAAUUCUGUGGAAAACGUCAAGAAUAGCUGUAGCCAUCAAAGCAAUAGUCACUUCUUUGCAGGAAAACCCUUCAAAAGGAUUUCAUCCGUUAGCUCUAGCGAGUCUGUGGUAGAAUCAGCGGUGGCGGUAGGAGACUGUGCGGUUAAUGGACAGGACGCCAGAGCCUUUAUGCGCUAUUACCAUGUUUUUCGCGAAGGGGAGCUGUGCUCUCUGCUGGAAGAAAACGUUCCUGAGGUUCGCAUAGUAAGUUCAAGCUAUGACCAUGGUAACUGGUGCAUUAUUGUGAAGAAAACAAUAUGCAACAGCUGAAAAGUUAGGCUUUCCGAAGCUGCGAUCGAAGGAAUGUUAUACAUUUUGCCAGCCUUUUAAUCACCUAUUCUGUGUGCACUGGUACAGUUUGAAUACGAAGAUGCCACUAUGAAAGAAUAGCACUUAACAGUUUGUUGAAAAACAAGCUUUUUCUUUCUUUUUUCUUUUUCUUUCUUCUUCUUCUUUUUUUUUUUCAAAUACCCAUCCUCAGUUGCUUUUUAGGAAAUUUGGGAGUGAGGUGUUUUGGGUUUUUUAAAGCAUUUUAUAAAUAAAACUUUUUACAAGCGAA
Pantherophis guttatus is the source of this 2086-nucleotide messenger RNA. The record is from RefSeq and is a predicted model, not a curated record. Lineage: Eukaryota; Metazoa; Chordata; Lepidosauria; Squamata; Colubridae.